Cylas formicarius (sweet potato weevil) is the source of this 1927-nucleotide messenger RNA. RefSeq names its product F-box only protein 42 (gene Fbxo42). The record is from RefSeq and is a predicted model, not a curated record. NCBI's taxonomy places the organism in Eukaryota, Metazoa, Arthropoda, Insecta, Coleoptera, Brentidae. The transcript has 7 exons. Gene Ontology annotation, molecular function: protein binding. The coding region runs from base 101 to 1702 and encodes 533 amino acids.
GGAAUUUGACAGCGCUCGUUGACAAUGACGUUCGAACAUUCCAUCCAAAUUUAAAACAAUAAAACGCGAUAAACAUGUUGGUCGCCGUUGUGCUCGAGAUAUGGACGCGUUGACUGUGGAAGAUUUACCCGAAGAAGUUUUAGAAUUUAUUUUGUCUUUCGUUUCACCGUACAAAGAUUUGCACGAUUGUAUGGUUGUAUCAAAGAAAUGGAGGAGAUGCGUUUUGAAUGUGGUGAAAAUGAAACAAAGGAACCUGUACAAAGCAAUUAAUGAUUUUGAUAUAAAAUGGGAUAGGUUGACUCCGGUAGAUAUGGCCCCGACAAUAACGAAACGUUACUCGCAUACCGCAGUUGUACAUGAGAACUCUAUGUACAUCUUUGGGGGCUGUACCUGUGCAAUGACUACUUUUAAUGACCUGUGGCGAUUAGAUUUAUCGAAGAGGCAGUGGAUCAGACCCUUGACCAUGGGAACCUAUCCUUCGCCUAAAGCUUGCAGUUCAUUGAUAAAAUAUAAAAAUUCGUUAGUGUUAUUUGGUGGUUGGACAUACCCACCGUCUUACCCACUCUACCAAAGUUGGCAUCUCUUCAAUGAACUCCACGUCUACGAUAUCGUCGCCAAUAGAUGGACUUGUAUUAGUACCGUUAAUACGCCACCUCCCGUUGCCGGGCAUUCGGCUUCGGUAGUGGGAGAGUGGAUGAUUAUAUUCGGAGGUUUGCAGAAGCCAAAUACCGCUGUACAUUGCGAAAAGUCAAACGACAUAUGGAAAUUAAACUUGGAGACUUGGACUUGGCACAAACAGGAAGUCCAAGGGGGCGCCAAACCGUUCGGUAGAUUCGGCCAAACCCAGGUCAUAUUAGACGAAUGCAAUUUAUUAAUUUUGGGGGGAUCGGGUGGUCCCACGAUGCAAUAUUGCGACGGGUGGGUUUUAAACAUGUCUGGUAGUUUGUGGAAGUGGAUCAAGGUCGAUAUCCAGGGUAAAUCGAACGAACCCUCAAAUAUUUGGAGCAAUCCCGGCUGCAAGAUAGGGGACAAAAUUGUGGUGUUGAACAGGGUUAGACAGAAGGAAGACUUCUCCGUGGUCUAUUAUCCUAGAAGUCAGUGGCACCAGCAGAAUGUGCCGGAAGACGGCAGGUUGUCUAGGAUAGAUUUGGCGAAUCGCAAACCCGACAAAGAUGACAAUGUCAAUGGUCGAAGGGGUGUGUUGAAAAACCCGAAACGCGAAGCGGAGGAGAUUGAGGACGAGAGUGCCGUUGCGGGUCCUUCGAACGCCAGCCGAGAAAUUAAGAUUCACGGGUUAAAUUCGCCGUCAUUAAAUAUGGCCGCGUUUUCCCAACCCUCGGAUGUCGGAAGCGCGGCCAAGAAGACCGCUAGAGAGAAAAGACUGGCCAACCUGUUAAAGAUCGAGGAGAAGAUGACGAAAGGGGCUGCGACCAAACGGGAAAAGAAGACGCAUUACUUGGGAAUGUACGUUUUGGAUAUUUCGCAAGUGUUGUCCAAAAGUCCGGUCGCGAUUUGGUUACCGCCGAAGGGCGUGAAAAACGGUCCCGAGGAGACGAUUUUGUAUACUUUAGUCGAGGGAAAGUCCGAGCUCAUUAUGUUCGGCGGGAUUCAGAAAGACGCCAAUUCGUUGUUGACGGUGAACAUCAGCAGUCAGAUAUCGAAUUCCUUACAUUUUAUUACUUCGCCGAGUUAUGUAAUUUAGCUGUCGGAUAAAUCAAGGGGGCAACGAAACUCGCGUUUGAUAUGUGUUCGAUUUGAGUUAAGAAUUAAGAGUGUUGAAUAAUUAACGACUCUAUAACUGUAUACUUUUUCUACUGUGCUCGUUUCGAGGGCAGGCCGUCAGACGGUCGGAUUUUUCUAGUCAGUAAGUUUUCAAAAUGAAUUUUAUAUUCGGUUGAUAUUUGCAAUAAAAACUGGUUUCGAUUUA